GACUUGAAAAGUAGUUGUUAGCAAACAAUUAAGUAACUUGUGCUUUUAUUUUUUGUUUUCCCCAAACUAAGUGUUGAGCAUAACAUCACUUGCUAUAUGUAAAUAAACACUCUCAUGCUAACGCUACAACACCCAACUUGAAAAAGUUGUACAAAGAAGACCCAACAGAAAAGUUAAUUACAUAAUUCCUUCUCUGGAGAGUCUCUUUGCACGACUUUUCCUGGUUGCCGGUAUCUGGCCGCCAAACUAAGACAUUAGCUCUUGGUAGUCAGAUUUUGUGCCCAGAUAUUUUUUUUGGUGUUUUUUUUUUCGAUAUGGUGUUUUCCACAACUGGGCCUUUUUCAUUUUCUCCUGACUCUUCUUCUAGAAAUAGUACUGAUGAAGUCGCAAUUUUGAGUCCUUACUACACUAGUUUGGAUGACGACUGGAUUACAAAAUCAAUUUCGUCCAGUACUAGCGAGAGUGAACUUAGCGAGUUUACUGUAGGAAGAUUUAAUCCAAUAUUAUCUGAGCGUUUAGAUAACCGCAAUUACUUUUCUAAAGUUUCAUACGACCCCAGCACAAGCGAUUAUGUUCCUACGGUUUUGACAGACUACACAUUUUCUUCGAAAGACUCAACAGAUCCUUGUUUUCUUCGCUCUGUAUACAGGACCGUCCCUAAAAGCCCCACUGAAAUUCCCUCUAGCUUACCUUUUUCCUCUAUCGCACAUCCAUUUUCUAUUAAUAAUCCUGCUUGUGUGUAUCGCUGGGAAAAUGAAAGAGAAUUAUCGAUUCCAAGUUGCGUAACUUGUGGUGCGUACUUCAGUUUCCAUAGUAGAACAAUCUUUAGCGGUUCACAAUGGAGAUGUGAGUUUUGUGAUGCUUGCAACAGUAUUACAGAUGAUUUCAGCUUGAUACUUCAACAAAUGUUAAUGGAGCAUGAAGAUUCCACAACAGACAAUUUGAUGAAACCGUCAUUUGAUGUUCUGGUAAAGGAACCCUCAACUGGAAGUCCUUUUCUUAACAUAUUUCUAAUUGACAUUUCUCGUACUUCAGCAAACACUGGAUUCAAACGAAGCAUAGUCGACGCUAUCACGUUUACACUAGCAAACGAAAAAUAUCGCGUCAAGUUUCCAAAUGCUAAAGUCCUAUUCAUUGGUUAUGACAAUGCUUUACACUUUUAUCGAUUGUCGAAACAACGAGUUAACGAAAUUGUAAUGAUCGAUCUCGAAGAGGAUGAAAUAAUGUUCCCUUAUGACACUUCCAUUGAUCCAAACGAAAAUCGACCGGAUGUAGUUCGUAUUUUGAAACACAUCGAGAACAGUUCAAAUGAUAAGGCUAAUGGACGCAAUGCCUUAUUACACGCCGUGAAAAUAACAGCUAAACUGCUUGAAAAUAGGCAAGGAAAAAUACAUGUCCUUGGAUUGGAUAACACUAUACGAAAACAAUGUCCAUCAUUGCUAGAAAGACGAAGAAGACAACAAUCGUUGCAGUUGUACACGCAGUCCUUAAUCGAACACGGAAUUUCCAUAGAUUUAUUCAUGCUGGAAAACGAUUCAGAAAUAUAUAACGACUUGGUUGAACAACUAUGUUUAAAAACAGGUGGAAAUUACCACUUCUAUCUAACUAGUAGUUCAGCACAGUCGACUCUGAAAGAAGAUGUACUGGGUUCUUUAAGUGGGUUCAUAGGCACCCAUGUAAAAAUAAGAAUUUCUGCUUCCAAUGGCCUUCGUGUUAAGCAAAUCAAAGCAGGAAAAGUUUCCGACUAUCCUAAGAAUAACAUAGUUGAUGUUUCGGCGAUAAAUUCAGAAACUUCUAUUUAUUUCGAACUGGAACAAACUGCCAGCUUAUCAACACAAGCUGCAUCUAUUCAAGUUCUCACUUUCUACAGGACAACCGACGGCUCAGAAAGGGUAAGAUGUCAUCAUGCACGUUUACCAACUGUAUCAUCCAAAAAGGAUGUCUUUUCAAAAGCGGAUUGUGAAACAUUAGUUGCUAGCAUGGCAAAAUAUGCUGCGUAUAUGUCAACCACCCGAAAUCUUCAAAAUUGGUUUUGUAGAAAAAUUAUAGAUCUUCUUGUUGAAUACCGUGCUCAGCAAGGUAAAGAUCCCGGCAUAUGUGAAAGCCUGCCAGAAAACUUACAAAGCUAUCCUUCGUAUAUGAUGGCACUGAUGAAAUCUAGAAUUUUUAUUAAUAAUCCUUCAAAACCAGGUAGAAAUACCUUUUUCAACUUCAAAAUUAAAACAGGGCAUGUCAAAGUUAUUUGCAUGAUGAUCUAUCCACUUAUCAUUCCUCUUCAUAAUAUGGGCUUCAAGUCGGGAUUUGAAGAUUCAAGUUGUCAAUUGAACAUUCCGGAACCUACCGCUGCUUCCAGUCGAUGUCUGAAAAAUAAUGGAAUUUAUUUAUCUUUUUUACAAGGAAAAAUUUAUUUGUGGACGUACGGUGGGGUUCCAAAUACAUCAUUCAAUAAUUCCCUAGUUCCUGAUCAAGGUAAUGUUCCUUUGCACCCAUCGAAUCCUCAUGAGUACAAGUCAAGAUUUUCGAUACAAAUCGAAAAUAUUUGUAAUUACUUAACCAAAAUAACAGAGGUGGACUUCUCCCGUGUUCAUUGUCUAUCCCAACAAGAUAGCGGUGAAACGCAAAAUGAAAUUUUAGAAUGUUCAUUUGGCCUAGUUGAAGACCAACUUUUUAACUCAAUGGACCUCGAACAAUUUCAAAAUAAUCUGAAAGUGCUCGCUCAAGAGAAGAGUCAAAAUAAAGGGACAUUUUCUUCUAUAAAUGUUAAAGAAGUGAAGUCCUUCUUCCAUAAAAUUAGAUUUCAAAAGCAAGACAUAUUCAAACAAAUUGCUUGAUUUAUCAAUGUAUUUGUUUGUUUAUUUUUAUUUAUUGACAAUGGUUUUCAUCUUUUGAUAGUAAAUAUAACUCAAUAUUUUCUCUGCACAUGU
Messenger RNA from Schizosaccharomyces octosporus yFS286, 2924 nucleotides. RefSeq lists its product as uncharacterized. The coding region runs from base 315 to 2831 and encodes 838 amino acids. The transcript has 5 exons. Gene Ontology annotation, molecular function: zinc ion binding; SNARE binding. Gene Ontology annotation, biological process: intracellular protein transport; endoplasmic reticulum to Golgi vesicle-mediated transport; COPII-coated vesicle cargo loading. The record is from RefSeq and is a predicted model, not a curated record. NCBI's taxonomy places the organism in Eukaryota, Fungi, Ascomycota, Schizosaccharomycetes, Schizosaccharomycetales, Schizosaccharomycetaceae. Gene Ontology annotation, cellular component: COPII vesicle coat; endoplasmic reticulum exit site.